AUGGCUGCCACCAAGACCCCCCAGAUCACCGUCCUUGGGUCUCUCAAUAUCGACCUGACAUCCUACGUCCCCCACCACCCCCUGCCGGGCGAGACCCUCACCUCAAACUCUGUCGUCAUCUCCCCUGGAGGCAAGGGCGCGAACCAGGCCGUCGCCUGCGCCAAGCUCUCCCGCUCCCGCGAGAGCCCCAACGAUGCCGCCUCCGAAUCGGCUGCCGUUUCCAUGAUCGGUGCCGUCGGUGAUGACUCGUAUGGCUCCCUUCUGCUCAAGAACCUCGGCGAACACGGCAUCAGCACCGACCGCAUCGCUGUCGGCAAUGACCUCAAGACCGGCAUGGCCAUCAUCGUCGUCGACGAGCCCACCGGCCAAAACCGCAUCAUCCUCGCUCCCGAGGCCAACUAUACCGUCACCCCCGAGAAGUUCGGCUCCCUCCCCCAGACCCUCGACCCGAAGCCCGACCUGCUCGUCAUGCAGCUUGAGGUGCCUCUCGAGACCGUCCUGGCUGCCCUUCGCUCCGCCAAGGCUGCCUCCGUCCCCGUCCUUCUCAACCCGGCUCCCGCUCAACGCCUCCCUGAUGAGGCCUACGACGGCCUCUCCCAUCUGGUUGUCAACGAGACCGAAGCUGCCAUCCUCUCCGGCUGCAAGGAGUCCGAUCUGGACACCCCCGAGGGCCUUAAGAGUGUCGGCGAGUGGUUCAUCGCUAAAAAGGUCCAGAAUGUUGUCGUCACACUUGGCGGCCGCGGUGUCUACUAUGUGAACAAGGAUGGUGCUGCCGAGCUUAUUCCCGCCGAGAAGGCCAAGGUUGUCGACACCACUGCCGCUGGUGACACCUUUGUCGGUUCUUACUGCGUCUCUGCCGUUGCUGCCCAGGCCAAGGGUGAGACCUUUGAUAUUGCCCAGAGCAUCCGGAAGGCCAACCAUGCCGCGGCCAAGACCGUCGAACGCAAGGGCGCUCAAACUUCCAUCCCCUGGAGAGAUGAGCUCCAAUAA
This is a messenger RNA of Colletotrichum truncatum, 990 nucleotides long. Its product is annotated as ribokinase. The record is from RefSeq and is a predicted model, not a curated record. Gene Ontology annotation, molecular function: ribokinase activity. NCBI's taxonomy places the organism in Eukaryota, Fungi, Ascomycota, Sordariomycetes, Glomerellales, Glomerellaceae. Gene Ontology annotation, biological process: D-ribose metabolic process.